GAAUGGUCAACUGCCGUAAAGCCACCAACGAAGAAGAAAUGGGCGGAAAUUUGGAUGACAGGACGAAGAGAGGCAAAACUGUGAGUUUGUCUACGCGUGCUCUUUAAACGAAUACAGUAAAUCGUUGGAAGCGUCGAUAAAGCUGUUGAAGAAACGAUGGCUUCGUCCGGGGAGCAAAUUUGUCGAGCGAGAGAAGAAAACGUGCGCCAACACGACGACAUUUUCUUGGCUCCGAUCGUGUUGCAUUUUCAAGACAUCCAUCAGGUGAUUGGUCGCCAAGAGGAACUUCCUGGUCUGCCGCAGGCAGGGAGCUCCGGUUUGGACUGUCAACAGCCGCCCCACAUGAAAGAGGAAGAGGACGAGGUCGACAUCAGCCAGAUGCCACUGACUGUGGUCGUGGUGAAGAGCGAAGACGAAGCAGCCGAGCGGUCGCGGCUUCAUCACGGCGGUCCGAGUGGAGGAGGUUGCGGAGGAGCCCCAGCAGAUGCGCGAUUAGCUCCGCCGCAGUCACGUAGCCUCCACGCGGAAGGACCCCUAAAGCGCCAGGCAGACCGCAAAGGUGACCAGACAACCCUUAACAAGAAAACACAUCAGGCACGCACGAGCGCUCGCACUCCCAAAGAAUCGUUCACGUGCUCAGUUUGUGGUCGAAGAUUAAUGAAAAAGUCUGACAUGGACGUACACAUGAGGACGCACACGGGGGAAAAAAAGUUUAGUUGUUCAGUUUGUGGCAAUAAAUUCCGUCACAAGGUCUCUUUGGUUGCACACACAGCAAGGCACACCGGAGAAAAACUUUUCACGUGCGCAUUUUGUGAUAAAAGCUUUUCUUAUAAGCACCGUUGGAAAGCACACUUAUGGACGCACACGGGAGAAAAGUCUUUCAGCUGCUCCGUUUGUAGCGAAAGCUUUUCGUAUAAGUACGAUUUAACGAGACACGAGAGGACGCACACAAGAGAAAAACGCUUUAGUUGUUCGGUUUGCGGUGACAGCUUUGCACAAAAGGCCAGUUUGAUUGCACACAGCAUGACCCACUUAGAAAAUCCUUUCACUUGCUCAGUUUGUGGCAAAAGGUUUGCGGUCAAAGACAACAUGAGCAGACACAUGAGAACGCACACUGGGGAGAAACCUUAUUGUUGCUCAGUUUGCGGCGACAACUUUGCACACAAGGCCUCCUUGACUGCACACACAGCAACGCACACGGGAGAAAAACCUUACACCUGCUCAGCUUGUGGUGAAAGCUUUUCUUAUAAGCAGAAUUUGAACGCACACAUGCGGACACACAACGGGAAAUAAACAUUUGUCUUUGACAAAACAUGGCCUUCUCCCUCGGUCCAAUUUGCGGCUAUUGCAGUCUCGCCAGGGGUUUGUGAAAUUGAAAAAAGGUAAGAAUAUGAUGAUACAAUGGUUGGAAAAAAAUAAAUAAAUACAGAAACACAGAUCCGUAUUGUGUACAGAGUGUCCCUCAAGUCACACAUUUCCAAGGGAUGACAUUUUCAAGACAUUUCAUUCGUUUACAACUUGAACAAAUACCAUCUAUCAAACAAAAUAAAUCAUUGGGGCUUAAGUCUGGUAAAUGUGGAGACUACUCCACAUGACAAUGAAUAUUUAAUAUUAUUUCUAUGUUUCAUUCCUGGAUGUUACAAGACAUGUGUAAUGGUAUUUCCAUUGUUUCCAGACUUUAGGGACACCAUCCAUAAUGGUCAUUUGUGUGUUAAAUGUUUUGGGCUUUUUAGAAUAGCCCCUGUGAGGUUUUAUUGAUUUUGAAAGUUGCCCGAUUGCUCGCAUAGCCGUCAUAAAAUGAUAAAUAUUUUGUCUUCUCACAAUCUUUGCAAUAAACAAGUUUGUUUUU
This is a messenger RNA of Hippocampus comes (tiger tail seahorse), 1849 nucleotides long. Its product is annotated as gastrula zinc finger protein XlCGF8.2DB-like. Gene Ontology annotation, biological process: regulation of gene expression. The record is from RefSeq and is a predicted model, not a curated record. Gene Ontology annotation, cellular component: nucleus. Bases 157 to 1293 code for a protein of 378 amino acids. The transcript is spliced from 2 exons. NCBI's taxonomy places the organism in Eukaryota, Metazoa, Chordata, Actinopteri, Syngnathiformes, Syngnathidae.